Vigna unguiculata (cowpea) is the source of this 700-nucleotide messenger RNA. RefSeq names its product large ribosomal subunit protein eL32z-like. NCBI's taxonomy places the organism in Eukaryota, Viridiplantae, Streptophyta, Magnoliopsida, Fabales, Fabaceae. The record is from RefSeq and is a predicted model, not a curated record. Gene Ontology annotation, biological process: translation. Gene Ontology annotation, cellular component: ribosome; cytosolic large ribosomal subunit. Gene Ontology annotation, molecular function: structural constituent of ribosome.
CUGUUAUAACUUCAAAACCCUAAAACGCUGAAGCGCUUAUAUAUACAACUCUAUCCGCAAGCUCUACAUCAAGCAAAGCCACUUCAGAGAAAAUGGCGGUGCCUCUACUCCCCAAGAAGAUCGUCAAGAAGAGAGUGAAGAGGUUCAAGAGGCCUCAAAGUGACCGCAAGAUUUCCGUGAAGCCUAGCUGGCGUAGACCGAAGGGUAUAGAUUCCCGUGUUAGGAGAAAAUUCAAAGGAUGUGUUUUGAUGCCAAACAUCGGUUAUGGGUCAGACAAGAGAACACGUCACUAUCUCCCUAACGGUUUCAAAAAGUUUGUUGUUAGUAACGUGAAAGAUUUGGAAUUGCUCAUGAUGCACAACAGGACUUAUUGUGCCGAGAUUGCACAUAAUGUAUCAACCAGAAAGAGGAAGGAAAUAGUUGAGAGAGCUGCGCAGCUUGAUGUUGUCGUGACAAACAAGACUGCCAGAUUACGCAGCCAGGAGGAUGAAUAGACAAUUUGAUUCAGUGAUUGUAUUGAUACUUGGGAUAUCGGAUUUGCGUAUUUUAUUUUUGAAGAAUUGUAGUUUGAUGUACAAUGAAUUUUGUUGAUUGAUCACCUGUUGGUUAUUUGGUUGUCUUGGUACACAAAUUAUAAAUUGGAAAAUUUAUCUUAGACGAAUUAGUUCACAGCGUUCUAAUUGUGUUUUUUUUUAUUUAA